AUGGUUUUUCUUGAAGAAAGGGAGGAUGAUGCGGAUAUUCCAAGGAAUUCUAUUGCAUCAGAUUUUGUGAAUGCUUCAAGUACAUCCAUAGAGCAUGAACUCUCCAAAAGAGCUGAAAAGUGUCAAAAGGAACGCCUAUUCAACCCCCCUCUAGGCGACAUCAAGGGACCUUUCAGGGCUGCAAUGAGAUGGACCAAUGUGAUGUCAGGAUUUGUGCUUCGCAGCAUGUGCCAGCUGAUCUCCACUGGAGUGAGAACUGACAAAGGUUUCAAAGAGGUGCACUUGAACCAAGUGGCCAAGUCUCUGCAUGAGUUUUCAGGCAAUGAGGUCACUAGCACCCAGGUUUAUAACCAUUUGCGCAAGUGGAGGCAGAGGUGGAUUAGGGUGACCAAGGUUAGAGAACUUAGUGGUGCUUUGUGGGAUGAGGAUAACUUCAUGAUCACUUUGGAGGAUGAGCACUACAAGGGCCAUAUCAAGGCACACCUCAAGGAUGCUAACUUAUUGAACAAGCCUAUUGAGAACUACCAGCAGAUGCAGAUCAUAUUUGGUAAUGGGUUGGCUACAGGCAAGUUUGCCAUGGGGUCUGGUGAGGCUUUGGGGUCCCCAUCUGACUUUGCUGAGAGCUCAGUUAAGGUUGAGUCAAAUGCUAUGAAGGUUGAUGAUGUCCCAAAGAUAUUUGGAGAGGCACCCAAGACUCAGAAUGCUAGUGUUGGGUCUGGUUCUAAUGCAGGCAACAAGAAGAAGAGGUGCAUGCUUAGUGAGGGGGACAUUGUUGUCAUGACUGGCAUGACUGAUGCAGUGAACAAUAUUACAAAUGCCAUUCUCCAGACCAAGAUUAAGGAUGUCCACCCUGAGUUGUAUGGUGUUGUUAUGUUCAUGCCUAGGUUCAUAGAGGAGGCAUUGAUGGCAGCCUAUUCACACCUGCUUGACAACAAGGCUCAUGGCACUGUAUUUGUGAAGAUGAAUGACUCUCACCGUGUGCUGUGGCUAAGGACCUUCUUGGCCAAGCACUACUACAUUUAG
This is a messenger RNA of Setaria italica (foxtail millet), 1023 nucleotides long. RefSeq lists its product as uncharacterized. The record is from RefSeq and is a predicted model, not a curated record. The transcript has 3 exons. NCBI's taxonomy places the organism in Eukaryota, Viridiplantae, Streptophyta, Magnoliopsida, Poales, Poaceae. Bases 1 to 1023 code for a protein of 340 amino acids.